AAUCAAUCUUUCCUCGUGUUCUCAGUUGGAGGCCACCUCUUGCUCCACCACACACACAUCUACACACACAUUCACACACUUUCACACACAUUCACACACUUUCACACACAUUCACACACUUUCACACACAUUCACGCACAGAUAAAAGAAAAAUAUGUCAUUUUAACUUGCCCGUUACUGUACCGUUAGAAUAAGACUGAAUACACACAUUUCGCAGCACUUCAGUGUUUGAACCACGGAGAGGAGAGACGUUGAGGACGUUGAAGACGUUGAAGACGUUGAGGGCUUUAGGGACGUUGAAGACAGUGCCGGCGCAGUAUGAGGUCCAACUUUACCCUUUUUCACUUUUUCUUCUGCCUGGUUUUGGUGUCGUACGGCGCGUCUGCAGUGAUCACAGGGGCGUGUGAGCUGGAUACACAGUGUGGUGGGGGGAUGUGCUGUGCGGUCAGUCUGUGGAUCCGCAGUCUGAGGAUGUGUACACCGAUGGGUCUGGAGGGAGAAGAGUGCCACCCCAUGAGUCACAAGGUUCCGUUUAACGGGAAGAGGCUCCACCACACGUGUCCCUGUUUACCCAACCUGUCCUGCAUCACUACAGCCGACGGGAAAUCCAAAUGCCUUCCUCCAAUCAAAUCCCAGGAUUAUUAUCUCUGACUGAUGAAUAGAGUAUAAUGCAGAAAUCUGUAUAAAAAUGUACAUUAUUUAAUAAAUGAAUAAUGUAAUUAAUUAAUAACACAAAUAAUUAUUUAUUGAGCUUUCUACAGCUAUAUUGAAUUAUAUUUAUUUUAAAAAAUGUGUUAUUGUAUUUAUUAUAAAGUACGUAAAACCACUCUAUGACAGUAAUAA
Astyanax mexicanus (Mexican tetra) is the source of this 843-nucleotide messenger RNA. It is a transcript of the gene prok2, whose product is annotated as prokineticin 2. The coding region runs from base 319 to 651 and encodes 110 amino acids. Lineage: Eukaryota; Metazoa; Chordata; Actinopteri; Characiformes; Acestrorhamphidae. The transcript is spliced from 3 exons. The record is from RefSeq and is a predicted model, not a curated record.